GAAAUGAAAAUUCAAUCAAUAAUCACUAUAUCAACGUUCAUUAUCAUCGUCGUCUCCUAUAAUGAGCUGACAGCUGAGGAAAAUGAUAAGAGGCUCGAGACAUGUGGAAAUGAGCAUAUUGGGAAACCAUCGAAAAACUCGAUAAUCUCUCCUGUCUCCUGGCUUACCAAAUUGACAAGAUCCGAAAUUUCUGCUCCGGCAGUUAUAAUAUCUCCUCGACACUUGAUCACUUCUUCACGGCUUUUCCUCACAAAAUCAGCUUGGAAAAAUAGCGGAGAUUCGAUUGAUUGUGAUGACAGCAUAAAGCACUUGGAAGUUCCGGUAAACAAGCUCUCGGAUGUGAUUGAGCCGUGCCUUUCUCAAAAGGAGAAUUGCUCCCCGAAAGUGAUGAAUUUUGCCAGAGCAUAUAUUCUGAACUUUUGCAAAUCAACAUUGGUGCAAAAAAGAGUGUACUCCUUCCCAAUGAUUUUGGAGCUUGAUGAGAAUUUGGAAGGCAACUCAAGUUAUCCAUGUCUAGCUGAUGAAUCAAUCAAACUUGCCAAAGGAGAUGCCAUUGACGCUUAUGGAUGUACAAACAAUUCGGAAUGGAAGCAUCGAAAAGUGAAUGUCGGCGCCGGUGUUAGUCCGGAUAUUCUAUACGGAACUGUUCCAAAUACCGAAAAGGGAUUCGAUCUGGGACCUCUCACAAAAAAUGAUUCCGGCAGAGUUUGGAUGGUUGGAUUCGAUUUAGCAGCAACUAUUGGAAGCCGGAAAUACCCGUGGUACUACAAAAUGAGCUCAGCAAUGUAUCCAGCGUUGUGCGAAUUGGCUGGAAUUUGUUCUGAAGCUUCCACGACUACUACCGUUCAACCAUCAACAGCGUCCACUGCAGAGCCAACGGAUUCACCAGAGCCUCCAAGUACAUCUCCAAGCGGCGCUGAAACAACGGAGCAGCCAGAAGAGAUUCAAAUCGACUGAACUUGUGAAAAACUUUCAAUAAAUUAUUUCAUAUUAG
Caenorhabditis elegans is the source of this 994-nucleotide messenger RNA. RefSeq names its product C-type LECtin (gene Y47H9B.2). The transcript has 5 exons. Lineage: Eukaryota; Metazoa; Nematoda; Chromadorea; Rhabditida; Rhabditidae. The record is from RefSeq and is marked reviewed. The coding region runs from base 4 to 957 and encodes 317 amino acids.